AUGGUUUCCUUUUCAUGCGAGGCUUGCGGAGACGUUCUUACGAAAAAAAAGCUAGACGCACAUCGCAACCAGUGCCACGGCGCAUCUUAUACCUGCCUCGAUUGUAUGGUUCAUUUCUCUGGAUUCGAAUACCGCGCACACACUAGCUGUAUUAGUGAGGCCCAAAAAUACCAAGGUGCACUAUACCGACCUGGAAAAGAGAAGAAGACUAGUCAGAACAAUCCGACAGCUCGAGGCUUUCUUAGUCUCUCUAACAACAACAUAGUACGACCUCAGAUGGAAGCUUUAUCUCAGACGCCGGCAGUCAAAAAAGAUGCCCCCUUCAAUGUCUUCGAUUUUCUCGAUCCAACGUCUACGACAAAUACCUCCAGGGUUGAGCUUUCACUUCCUGAACCAAUGCAGGUGAACGAAGACAUAUCAGAAAAACUAGAUAAGCCUACCACACGCGAAGCUAGCCAAAGUACAGUUCGUAUAGCACCGGAAACUCCAACCAACAAUCAGCUCGUCAGAGUGCCUUCUCUAAACAACCAGCAGAAUGAAACAACUUCAAAAGAACUGCGGGAAAGACGUAAAGAAAAAGACCGCUGUGAUGAGAAGAAAGACAAAAAAAGAAAGCGCAUCCAUGUUGAGACUCGUGACAUGGUGGUUCAUGACAAGGAUGAGACCAUGACCGACGCUCCUCCAAUCGUACAUUCCGGUUUAUCAAGCGGUCUAAAUCACUUAAUGUCGCAUCCUCCCGUCCUCCCACUGUCGCCGGACUACUCUGGUGGGGAUGCAGGUGAUACUCGACAUCCGUCACCUGGGAGCCCACUCAAAAAAUCAAAGCAAGUAAAGAAGCGGACUCAAUCGAUAUCUAUCAGUAAUGGACUUUUAGCUCUCAUGUCUAGCAAACCUCUACGUCCACGUGUUGACGAACGAUCUACGCGAAAGCCUAGAGAUCGAGAGAUAGCCUCUGAAAACCAACCAAAGAAUCUCCUCGAGUACACCUCAGUUGAUAAAACCGCCGUAGGGAAUAGUGAUAGUAACCGAAUGGUUGUUUAUCAACCUCCAGUUAAGCGCGUUGAACUGCUUUUGAGCUUUAUUGAUACUGAACCCGAUACGACCCGGGGCAUCAGUAUGAACAAGGCCUUGAAGAGAUAUCAUCGCGAUCGUCAGACCCGAGGAAUCGGGAAUGCCAAGGCUGCGGAUGAGAAGGAGCUUUGGAGAAGUCUACGCAUGAGGCGGAAUGACAGGGGAGAGAUAGUUUUAUUUACAUGA
This is a messenger RNA of Blumeria graminis f. sp. triticale, 1257 nucleotides long. The record is from the annotation of a GenBank genome assembly. Lineage: Eukaryota; Fungi; Ascomycota; Leotiomycetes; Helotiales; Erysiphaceae.